AUGGAGCAACAAUUAGCACUUAUAAGGGCUGUGAUGCAGCGAGCUUCCAACCUACAAACCAUUGUCCUAAAAGAUUACCAGCCUUGUGAUUACUGUGACGAGAUAGGUGCACUUCCUCAUUGUGAAAGAUUACCGCCAGAAUGGGUGUUUCCAAAGGGAAAGGGCGAGCAGGACGCUGCAGUUGAGCAGCUGAUUAGAGACAUGCCUGACUGA
Molecule: messenger RNA, 213 nt
Organism: Miscanthus lutarioriparius
Lineage: Eukaryota; Viridiplantae; Streptophyta; Magnoliopsida; Poales; Poaceae
Source: the annotation of a GenBank genome assembly